Molecule: messenger RNA, 1508 nt
Organism: Arvicola amphibius (Eurasian water vole)
Lineage: Eukaryota; Metazoa; Chordata; Mammalia; Rodentia; Cricetidae
Product: adenylyl cyclase-associated protein 1-like
Biological process (GO): cytoskeleton organization; cell morphogenesis; regulation of adenylate cyclase activity
Cellular component (GO): cytoplasm
Molecular function (GO): actin binding; adenylate cyclase binding
Source: RefSeq, a predicted model, not a curated record
CUGAUCGCAGUCCGGAGCAGGUGGAACAUUAUGGCCGACAUGCAAAAUCUUGUAGAAAGAUUGGAGAGGGCAGUGGGCCGCCUGGAGGCAGUGUCACACUCCUCUGACAUGCACUGUGGCUACGGAGACAGCUCUUCAAAAGGAGCAGUUCCAUAUGUGCAAGCCUUUGACUCGCUGCUUGCCAAUCCCGUGGCAGAGUACUUGAAGAUGAGUAAGGAGACUGGGGGAGACGUGCAGGAACACGCAGAGAUGGUCCACACAGGCCUGACGUUGGAGCGAGCUCUUCUGGUUACAGCUUCUCAGUGCCAGCAGCCAGCCGGUAAUAAGCUUUCUGGUUUGUUGGCACCAAUCUCAGAGCAGAUCCAAGAAGUCAUAACCUUCCGGGAGAAGAACCGAGGCAGCAAGUUCUUCAACCACCUGUCGGCUGUCAGUGAAAGCAUCCAGGCCCUGGGCUGAGUGGCUCUGGCUGCAAAGCCCGGCCCCUUUGUGAAAGAGAUGACCGACGCUGCAUGUUUACACAAACAGGUCCUCAAGGAGUACAAAGAUGUGGAUAAGAAGCAUGUCGACUGGGUCAAAGCUUACUUGAGCAUAUGGACAGAACUGCGGGCUUAUAUUAAGGAGUUCCACACCACUAGCCUGGCCUGGAGCAAGACGGGGCCUAUGGCAAAAGAACUGAGUGGAUUGCCAUCCGGACCCUCUGUUGGAUCAGGUCCCCCUCCACCCCCACCAGGCCCACCUCUUCCUCCAGUCCCUACCAGUUCCAGUUCCUACAACUCUGCUUCCCGCUCAGCACUGUUUGCACAGAUUAAUCAGGGGGAGAGCAUCACACAUGCCCUGAAACAUGUAUCUGAUGGCAUGAAGACUCACAAGAACCCUGCCCUGAAAGCUCAGAGUGGGCCAGUUUGGAGUGGCACCAAACCCUUCUCUGCACCUAAACCUCAAACCAGCCCCUCCCCCGAACCAGCCCCAAAGAAGGAGCCAGCUCUGCUGGAACUGGAAGGCAAGAAGGGGCAAGUGGAAAACCAGGAGAAUGUUUCCAACCUGUUGAUCGAGGACACUGAGCCGAAACAGGUGGCUUACAUAUACAAGUGUGUCAACACGACAUUGCAAAUCAAGGGCAAAAUUAACUCCAUUACAGUAGAUAACUGUAAGAAGCUCGGCCUGGUGUUUGAUGACGUGGUGGGCAUUGUGGAGAUAAUCAGUAGUAGAGAUGUCAAAGUUCAGGUGAUGGGAAAAGUGCCAACCAUUUCCAUUAACAAAACAGAUGGCUGCCAUGCUUACCUGAGCAAGAGCUCCCUGGACUGCGAGAUAGUCAGUGCCAAGUCUUCUGAGAUGAACGUCCUCAUUCCUACAGAAGGCAGAGAUUUUAACGAGUUUCCAGUCCCUGAGCAGUUCAAGACCUUGUGGAAUGGGCAGAAGUUGGUCACCACAGUGACAGAGAUCGCUGGAUAAGCGAAUGCCCGCGGGUCCUGCGCCCUCCCCUUUCACACCAUGGGAUACAUCUGUAU